Messenger RNA from Zychaea mexicana, 3050 nucleotides. Its product is annotated as vacuolar protein sorting-associated protein 35. Lineage: Eukaryota; Fungi; Mucoromycota; Mucoromycetes; Mucorales; Lichtheimiaceae. The coding region runs from base 234 to 3029 and encodes 931 amino acids. Gene Ontology annotation, cellular component: late endosome; retromer complex; retromer, cargo-selective complex. The transcript is spliced from 10 exons. Gene Ontology annotation, biological process: retrograde transport, endosome to Golgi; intracellular protein transport. The record is from RefSeq and is a predicted model, not a curated record.
GUAGCUGGGGACUUUAGCGAUAAGGUGCGGAGCCCGCGCAGCAGUAGGCUAUAAAGCUCAGCGCACUUGUUCCUGCACAAGCAACUGCUCUUUUUAUUUCUUAGUGCUGUUUUUGUUUCCUCAGAUCCACCCACCCUAUUAACUUUCUUUUCCUCGAGCCAUUUGCAUAUAAACAAAAGUUUAUCUGUGUAAACUACUCGUAGGAAUCAUCCUUAGUACAAAUAGCCACGACAAUGAGCGUUGUUAUACCCAGCAGCCCAGCCCCGGCUGAGGAUCAAGCCAAGCUUCUUGAUGAAGUCCUUAAUGUAGUCAAGAUUCAGGCGCACCAAAUGAAAAAGUGCCUUGAUAACAACAAGCUUAUGGACGGAUUAAAACAUUGCUCCAAUAUGCUAUCCGAACUGCGAACAUCUGUUUUGACGCCCAAGAUCUACUAUGAACUGUACAUGGCUAUUUUUGAUGCGAUGCGACACAUGACGAUAUUCCUGACGGAGGCACACAACUCUGAGCGUCAUCAUCUCGCCGACCUGUACGAGCUGGUGCAGUAUGCUGGCAACAUCGUUCCCCGUCUGUAUUUGAUGAUUACUGUCGGUUCAGUCUACAUGAGCACACCCGAAGCUCCUGUUCGAGAAGUAAUGCGGGAUAUGAUGGAAAUGGUUCGUGGCGUACAGCAUCCGACACGAGGCCUGUUUCUCAGACAUUAUUUAAGCGGCAUGACCCGUGAUUAUCUUCCCCUUGGAGAAAGCCCAGGACCAGAAGGAAAUGUGCAUGAGUCGGUCCAUUUUAUUCUCACCAACUUCACCGAGAUGAACAAGCUCUGGGUUCGAUUGCAGCACCAGGGUCACACCCGGGACCGAGAAAAGAGAGAAGCGGAACGUCGAGAGCUGCGAAUUCUAGUUGGUACAAGCCUUGUACGGUUAAGUCAGCUUGAAGGUGUGGAUCUACGUAUCUACCAAAGUUUGAUUUUGCCGGGGAUCUUAGAUCAAGUAGUCAGCUGUCGUGAUGUAAUUGCCCAAGAGUAUUUGAUGGAAGUGAUCAUUCAGGUGUUCCCCGACGAGUUCCAUCUGCGCACCCUGCAACCUUUUCUGUCUGCAAUAGCCCAGCUCCAUCCUAGAGUUAAUAUCAAGCAUAUCAUUAUUUCGCUUAUUGACCGAUUGGCAGCCUAUGCCGCCCGAGAAGCAGAGUCCGAUGUAUCAUUUGAGGCACGACAAAAGAAGGAAGAGCAGGCCAGACUUGUUCAACUGGAGAAACGUAAACGACUACAACGUGAACUACAAGGCGAGGAAGUAACGGAGGAGCUGGCGAUUAACGCUGCAACAUCUGAAGGCGACGAAAAAGAAACCCUCACGAAUGGUGAACUUGAUGAGUCUAAAGGAAUUGAAGGAGGUCCAGAAGAACAGAAGGCCACCGACGACGACAAGGCGAUUGAAAAGAAGGGCGAAAAGACAGAAGAAAAAACAAAUGGCAAGGAAGAGAAUGUGGUUAAGAAAGUCCGGGGUAUCCCAGAAGAUGUUGAGCUAUUCGUUGUUUUCUGGGAACAAGUGGUCGAACUUGUCAAGGCCCGUCCCGAUCUUUCUAUACAAGACUUGACAGCACUACUUGUUUCGAUGACCAAUUUGUCGCUAUCCUGCUACCCUGAGCGUCUCGAGUACGUGGAUCUAGUCCUUACCUACGCCAAAGACAAGGUCAUUGAAUACUCCGAUUCUGCGGAUCUUCACUCGAAGGUCACGGAAGCCAAUCUGCUCGCACUGCUACUAGCACCCAUCACCAACUACACGUCUGUUUUGACCCUACUGGCUCUUUCCAACUACCAGUCUCUCCUUGGUGUCCGUCCGUACAAUACCCGUCGUGCCAUUGCGCAUGCUAUUAUUUCCAGUAUCCUCAAAAACCAGACUGUUAUUAGUAGUCCAGAGGAUGUACAUGAUAUCCUAGAACUGUGCGACGUUUUGUUGCGCGACCAAAAGGAUGCACCGGUUGGUGCUGUUCCUGCAUCACCAAUGUACGGUAUUCGUGGGCGCACGGUUAACUUAGAACAGGAAGAGUUUGCUGAAGAACAGGGAUGGAUGGCAAAACUGGUUCAUCUUUUCCAAUCGGAUAAUGAUGACACACAAUUCUUGCUUCUAUCUGCGGCAAGAAAACAAUUCAGCGAAGGUGGAAGUCGCGUACGAUUUACAUCGCCUCCGCUGAUCAUAUCUGCCAUGAAACUGGCCCGAAGAUACAAGAUCCAGGAAACCCAGGACGAAUUCUGGGAAAAGAAGACAAGUGCGCUUUUCCGGUUUAUCCAUCAGAUCAUCUCAACGUUGUACGACAAAUGCGAGGAGUGUGCAGGCCAAUGCCUCCGCUUCUUCCUGUUAGCUGGUCAAAGUGCUGCCGAGUGUGGGUUUGAGGAAAUCUCGUACGAGUUCUUUGUGCAGGCGUUCACGAUCUAUGAAGAAUCGAUAUCCGAGUCCCGUGCUCAGUUCCAGGCAAUUACGUGCAUCAUUGGUGCAUUGCAGCAGACACGGGUCUUUUCUGCCGAAACAUAUGACACGCUGAUUACCAAAGCGGCGCUCCACAGUGCCAAGCUUUUGAAAAAGCCAGAUCAGUCGCGGGCCGUCACCCUCUCGUCGCAUUUGUGGUGGGUUGCAGACAACGGAGAAGCGGAGCAGCCAAGUCGCAGUGGCAAGCGCGCAUUGGAGUGCUUGCAAAAAGCGCUCAAAAUUGCAGACAGCUGCAUGGAUGCAGUGACCAACGUCCAGCUGUUUGUCGAGAUCCUGAAUCGCUACAUUUACUACUUUGAGAAGGGCAACGACGCGAUCACUGUCAAGUACUUGAACAGCCUUAUUGACUUGAUCCACUCCAACUUGGCCAACAUGGAUAACCCCGACCAGCAUCCACCAACAUCGAACUCUUCGUCGCUUAUGGAACCCCAUGGCCAAAUGUCUGACUAUGUCCGCAGACACUUCCGUGCUACCUUGCAGCAUAUAAAGGAGCGCAAAGAACGCGCUGAGGCCCCCUCCUAUGCGGAUGUUGACCUUGGCCCAGAGCUGUGAAAAGUAAAUGAGAACUUGUAG